UUCACAGGCCGGGAGCCGGCGGAGGGCUCCUUCCCACGGCAGCUCCUCGGGGAUAAAAGAGCUGGGCCGGGCUGGGCGCUCGGCGUCUGCCCGGUGCCGCGCGAGCCUCGACAUGGAGUCGUACCUGAUCCACGUGAACGGGCACGGGGACCGUCCCGCCGUCCUGGACGUCCACGUCAACAUCGGCGGCGGUGGCCCAGCCCCGGGCAAGGGGAAGGGCCGGAAACCGCGGUGGGCAGUGAGGGCCUCUGAGAUGUCCAAGAAGACCUUUAACCCCAUCCGCGCCAUCGUGGACAGCAUGCGGGUGGAGCCCAACCCCCAGAAGCCCAUGAUCUCUCUGUCCAUCGGUGACCCCACAGUGUUCAGGAACCUGCCCACGGACGACGAGGUCACCCGGGCGGUAAAGGAGGCCCUGGACUCGGGGCGCUACAAUGGCUAUGCCCCCUCGGUCGGGUACCUGUCCUGCCGGGAGGUCAUUGCUGCCUCCUACAGCUGCCCAGAAGCACCUCUGAAAGCCCAGGACGUCAUCCUGACCAGCGGCUGCAGCCAGGCCAUCGAGCUCGCCUUGGCGGUGCUGGCCAACCCAGGCCAGAACAUCCUGGUGCCCCGGCCCGGCUUCUCGCUCUACAAGACGCUGGCGCUGUCCCUGGGCAUCGAGGUCAAGUUCUACAACCUCCUGCCUGAGAAGUCCUGGGAGAUCGACCUGAAGCACUUGGAGUCGCUGGUGGACGAGAAGACGGCCUGCCUCAUCGUGAACAACCCGUCCAACCCCUGCGGAUCCGUCUUCAGCAAGAGCCACCUCCAGAAGAUCCUGGCAGUGGCCUCAAGGCAGUGUGUCCCCAUCCUGGCCGAUGAGAUCUACGGUGACAUGGUGUUUGCGGACUGGAAGUACGAGCCCAUCGCGGCACUCAGCACCAAUGUGCCCAUCCUGUCCUGUGGGGGCCUGGCCAAGCGCUGGCUGGUGCCUGGCUGGAGGAUGGGCUGGAUCCUUGUCCACGACCGGAGAGACAUCUUUGGGAAUGAGGUGAGGCUCCGGUGUGGUCCCCUGGCCUGCACGUCUCCCACCCCUUCCCCUGACCCUGUGCCUUUCCUCCCUGGUGUGCCCACCCGGCUCUCAUGCACACGCCUGUACCCUCUCUCGCCCUCCAUCCUGGGGCUGGGAUGA
Gavialis gangeticus (Gharial) is the source of this 1165-nucleotide messenger RNA. Its product is annotated as tyrosine aminotransferase-like. Gene Ontology annotation, biological process: biosynthetic process; aromatic amino acid catabolic process. Gene Ontology annotation, molecular function: pyridoxal phosphate binding; L-tyrosine:2-oxoglutarate transaminase activity. The transcript has 9 exons. The record is from RefSeq and is a predicted model, not a curated record. The coding region runs from base 113 to 1165 and encodes 350 amino acids. Lineage: Eukaryota; Metazoa; Chordata; Crocodylia; Gavialidae.